Messenger RNA from Catharus ustulatus (Swainson's thrush), 1475 nucleotides. RefSeq names its product N-alpha-acetyltransferase 40, NatD catalytic subunit (gene NAA40). The record is from RefSeq and is a predicted model, not a curated record. The transcript has 9 exons. Gene Ontology annotation, cellular component: nucleus. Gene Ontology annotation, molecular function: histone H4 acetyltransferase activity; histone H2A acetyltransferase activity; protein N-terminal-serine acetyltransferase activity. Bases 36 to 740 code for a protein of 234 amino acids. Lineage: Eukaryota; Metazoa; Chordata; Aves; Passeriformes; Turdidae.
CCCCCGCGCCGUGAGGAGCCGCCGCCGCCGCCAUUAUGGGGAGGAAAUCCAGCCGGGCCAAGGAGAAGAAGCAGCGGCGGCUGGAGGAGCGCGCGGCCAUGGCGGCCGUGUGUGCGCGCGUGGCGGCCGCCAACAGCCUCCAGGAUCCCCUCGAGGCCUUCCCGGUGUUCAAAAAGUACGACAGGAACGGCCUGAACGUGUCCAUCGAGUGUCGCCGCGUGUCCGGCCUGGAGCCGUCCACCCUGGACUGGGCCUUCGAGCUGACCAAGGCCAACAUGCAGACCCUGUACGAGCAGAGCGAGUGGGGCUGGAAGGAGCGCGAGAAGCGCGAGGAGCUGCGGGACGAGCGCGCCUGGUACCUGCUGGCCCGCGAGCCCGGCGGCCCCGUGGCCUUCUCCCACUUCCGCUUCGACGUGGAGUGCGGGGACGAGGUCCUGUACUGCUACGAGGUGCAGCUGGAGAGCAGAGUGAGGCGGAGAGGGCUGGGCAAGUUCCUGCUGCAGAUCCUGCAGCUCGUGGCCAACAGCACGCAGAUGAAGAAGGUGAUGCUCACCGUGUUCAAACACAACCACGGCGCGCUGCACUUCUUCCGGGAGGCGCUGCAGUUCGAGGUGGACCCCACGUCCCCCAGCGUGUCCGGCUGCUGCGGGGACGAUUCCUCCUACGAGAUCCUGAGCCGCAGCACUCGCUUCGGGGAGCCCCAUCCCGGGGGCGGCCCCUGCGUCGGCUGCUGCCACUGAGCCCCCCCAAACCCCCGGCCCGGCCCGGUGGGACCCCCUGGACUGGUGACAAAAGCCCCCCCUUCCCCCCCACGCCAAUUGUGGCUGGGGUUUGGGGGCUGGAAGGGGAUUUUUGCGUUGGUUUUUUUGGGUUUUUUUUCUUUGGUUUUUUUUCAGCGGGUUUUGUUUGUACGUGAUAAAUAAAUAAUGAGGAAACUUUAAUUGAGGCUGGUGGUGCUGAUGGGCGGGGCUAUGCUAAUGAGGGGGUGUGGUCUAGUGACAAAUUGUAACGAAGGGGCGUGGUUUGCUCACAGUGGGCGUGACCGGAAAUGGGGGGUCCCGACAGCGGCGACGUCAGUACGCGCCGGAAGUGACGUCAGAGAGCGCAGCCGCCGCCAUGCCGCCCGUUGCCCUCAUCGCCCGCUCCCUCCUGCGCUCCGCGGCCCGGCCCGGCCCGGCCCCGCGCGGCCUCAAGUCGGGGCCUCCGCAGAGCCCCGUGGGGCUCGGGGAAUCCGUCGUGGGCUUCGUCGCCCUGUUCUUCUCUUGCCUCGGCCCCGCCGCCUGGGUGCUCGGGCACCUCAACGACUACAAGGCACGGGAGGAGUGAACCGGGCGUGCCCCACCGGGACCAGCCGCUCCGCGACCCCCGCUCAGCACCGGGACCAGCCGCCGGGACCACCGGGAGCGCCGCUCCCCGCGCCCAUGGGACCCUCCCCGUUCUCCCCAGCCCAAUAAAGUUCGCGGUUCUGCCUCUGC